AAACCAUAUGCCCAAAGUGUUCGGAGAAACAGUGCAGGUUUUCCUCUUCUCUUUUUUAGAGACGAUAAAAUAAAGGGACUGCGUAAUUUAGAAUUUGGAGACAAGCGGAAGGAUUUAGGAAAUACCCUCGUCACUUUCGCUUCGUGCUCUUGGUGUUGUUUUUUAGGUAGCCUAACUUGCCUACUCAGUGGAUAUGCAUAGGUCCCAUCUUUAGCACUCUAUGGUGCCCUUAACUGCGCCUCGAGUUUAUGGACCCCCGCUCAAUGAUGACUAUGAGUUCAUUGUCGGGCAGUCUGGUUGCUUCUGAUCCCUCCAAAUCGGCCUUUCUGGAGUUCGCACACGGCUAUCCCGGCCACCAGCAGCACUCCCCCGGCUUGUCCCACAACCACUAUCCAGCGCACGGCUUGCAUCCGGUCGGACCCUCGCAACACGAUAGCCCCUUUUCUUCCAGCGCGUCAUCCUAUGGCCGCCCGCUAGCCUACCCUUACCACAGCACCGUAAGCACACAGCACCCAAGUGCCUACCUGCCAUACCAGCACAGUAGCCACAACAACGGUCUGGGACACACGAGAAUAGAGGAAACAGAGCUUGAGAAGCCAACCACGGUGAUCGAGAAUGGAGAAAUUCGACUGAACGGAAAAGGGAAGAAGAUCCGAAAACCUCGGACAAUCUACUCAAGCUUACAACUGCAGGCGCUCAACCAGAGAUUCCAGCAAACCCAAUACCUCGCCCUACCUGAGCGCGCCGAUUUGGCAGCAAAAUUGGGACUAACUCAAACGCAGGUUAAGAUAUGGUUCCAGAACAAACGCUCCAAGUACAAGAAGAUCAUGAAGCAUGGCCCGGGCGGACCGGAGGGAGAGCACCUGCACCCUGGGUCAUCCGGGUCACCGUGUUCCCCGGGGAUGCCGCCACUUUGGGACGUUUCCAUGGCAAAUAAGGGGACACCUGCGCCCUCCGGUGGAUACAUGAACAAUUUCGGACACUGGUACCCAAGCCACCACCAGGAAUCUAUGCCGAGAACUCAAAUGAUGUGACGCGAUGUGGGACAAUGGGAUGGAAUUCUAUCCGCUCUCCUCAACUGACUUUACUCAAUUUCAACAUUUAAAUUAGUGUUUCUCCUCCUCUUGUACAUGAACCGCGUAGCCUAUCCACUUUUAAAAAUAGCUCCAACUAUCACAUUAGAGACUUUUCAUUUUUUGUUUGGAUUUCAUCCGAAGUUUUGUCUUACAAUUUCUUGGACAUGAAGAAAUGACUGGAUGGAUUUUGCUUGGAGGCCUAUGUGGAUCUGGAUUUUGUAUGCAGUUCAGUUUAAAAUAAAUUCUCAAUAAUAUCUAUUUUUAAGAUAUCAGCCAUCCGAAGAUCUCACAAGUUUGAGCAUGAAAAUGCCUAACCCUGUCCCCAUGAGUUACAAAGCAAUCUAAGUUAAAUUCAAAGGUUUAAAUUUCACCUAAGUUUUUAAAAUGCAGUUUGACAGUAACAAAGGAAGGGGAAAUGCAUGGAACUUAUGUGGAGGAAGGUUUUCCGCAAUCUAGAGGUCCUUUGAUGCAAAGACCUAAAUUCAGUUAGGCAUGAGUUUCUAAUUAUUACUAUUAUUACUAUUAGUAGUAGUAGUAGUAGUAGUAGUAGCCUACUAUUAUUAUCAUUAUUAUUAAAGUACAUAUCAAAAUAUGCCAAAAGCGCAACAAAAAAAAAACGGACUUCUAUGGCGCAAUAAAACUAACAUCUCACAUAAGAAAGGGUCAAUUCUUUUACCCUAAAACAUCUGGACAAGCAAUAGAGGGUACUAUUUUAACAUUGACAAUUAUUUUAUAAAAUGGGCAUGUCAAUUAAAGGUAAUUUGGGACAUUCCAACAGUAUAAUUACCAGCAAUUUGCAGGCAACAAAAUAUCCCUCUCCAAAACUGAAAGUCCAUAGGAACUAAUAGGAAAAGGACAAGGAGCAUCCAUCGGCUGUUGCGGGUCUACAAGGCAACGGAAUCGUCAUUAACCCAAAUUACUUGCAGGUGUAAGCUAAUUGUAGCCUAUCAGCAGUCCGACACGAAUAGCUGAAAAAUGAGAGGCAAAAUACAUAAUAGUGCUCGAGUGCAAACCAACUGUGGUGAUUUUUUUCAGUAUAGGACUAACUAUUGAGCACAGAGGUGGCACCACAGGUCCCAGAGUGGUGUGGCGAAAAAACAAUUCUGGGGCCCGUAGUUUUUCUUGAUCUGGUAACCUAACCACGUAAAACUCAAUGCCUUAUAUGACAUGAUUCAUCUCUUGUAAAAAGGUUUAAUAUGGGCUGUGAUGGGACCAGACUUUUUCUAAUCAGGUCACAUGAGUUAAAAAAAAACUCCUGGAAAAACACUGUCAAACUACAGCAACCUUGUACUUGUUAAUAUCUGAAUUAUAUUUAAAAGGACUAGGGGGGUUUCCUAUACACGUAUACGGAGAAAGCAACAUGAUUGGACAAUAAAACACACAGGGCUGAGCUUGCUUUAUGCAGACUUGCAUCGCGUAGUGCUGCCCUAUGCAACUUGUAGGCCUAAUAAAACAUUUACUCACUG
This is a messenger RNA of Coregonus clupeaformis (lake whitefish), 2542 nucleotides long. RefSeq names its product homeobox protein Dlx4a. The record is from RefSeq and is a predicted model, not a curated record. NCBI's taxonomy places the organism in Eukaryota, Metazoa, Chordata, Actinopteri, Salmoniformes, Salmonidae. Gene Ontology annotation, molecular function: RNA polymerase II cis-regulatory region sequence-specific DNA binding; DNA-binding transcription factor activity, RNA polymerase II-specific. The transcript has 3 exons. Gene Ontology annotation, biological process: cell differentiation; embryo development; negative regulation of transcription by RNA polymerase II. Bases 249 to 1034 code for a protein of 261 amino acids.